AUGCCGCUGUGUAUAUUCUGUCUUCAUCUGUCCUUGGUCACAAUUUCUCUGUUGUCACUGCAGAAAGCCAUUAGUCUUGCGACUAAAGCCACACAAGAAGACAGGGCAAAGAACUAUGAGGAGGCCUUACGCCUUUAUCAGAUCGCUGUGGAAAAUUUCCUUCAUGUCAUCAAAUACGAGACCCACAGAGACAAGGCAAAGGACAGCAUACGAGCCAAAUGCACACAGUACCUGGACCGAGCAGAGAAGCUUAAGGAAUACCUGAGGAAUAAACAACAGGCCAAGAAGCCUGUGAAGGUGGCACAGAGCAAUGACAAGUGUAAUAGUGACAGCGAGGGAGAAAACCAAGAUAAGAAACUGCAGGAUCAAAUUAUGGAUGCCAUUGUAAUGGAGAAGCCCAACAUCAGCUGGAAUGAUGUAGCUGGCCUGGAGGGGGCCAAGGAAGCCCUGAAGGAAGCCGUCAUUCUGCCCAUCAAAUUCCCUCACCUAUUCACAGGCAAGCGGACUCCAUGGAGAGGCAUCUUACUGUUCGGUCCUCCGGGGACGGGGAAGUCAUACCUGGCCAAGGCCGUAGCCACAGAGGCCAACAACUCCACCUUUUUCUCCGUCUCUUCCUCAGACCUCAUGUCCAAGUGGCUGGGAGAGAGCGAGAAGCUAGUGAAGAGUCUUUUUGACCUGGCUCGCCAACACAAACCCUCCAUCAUCUUUAUUGAUGAGGUGGACUCACUGUGUGGCUCCAGGAAUGAGAACGAGAGCGAGGCUGCCCGUCGCAUAAAGACAGAGUUCCUGGUCCAGAUGCAGGGUGUGGGAAACAACAUUGAUGGUGUCUUGGUGCUGGGAGCCACCAACAUCCCCUGGGUGCUUGAUGCUGCCAUACGCAGAAGGUUUGAGAAGCGCAUCUACAUCCCACUGCCAGAGGAGCCGGCUCGGGCUCAGAUGUUUCGCCUUCAUCUGGGCAACACCCCUCACAGUCUGAGCCCGGCCAACCUGUCGCAGCUCGCCCACAACACAGACGGCUACUCAGGAGCCGACAUCAGCAUCAUCGUCCGGGACGCUCUCAUGCAGCCAGUCAGGAAGGUCCAGUCUGCUACACACUUCAAAAAGAUUCAGGGUCCGUCCCGCAGCAACAACCAGGUGAUGGUGGAUGACCUCUUGACCCCGUGUUCCCCUGGCGAACCUGAAGCCAUAGAGAUGACCUGGAUUGAUGUACCUAGUGAUAAGCUACUGGAGCCCAUAGUAUGCAUGUCAGACAUGCUGCGCUCUCUGUCCACUACCCGUCCCACGGUCAGAAGUGAAGACCUGCUGAAGAUCCAGAAGUUCACAGAGGACUUUGGGAUGGAGGGCUAA
This is a messenger RNA of Solea solea (common sole), 1347 nucleotides long. RefSeq names its product vacuolar protein sorting-associated protein 4A-like. Gene Ontology annotation, molecular function: ATP hydrolysis activity; ATP binding. Gene Ontology annotation, biological process: vacuole organization; endosomal transport. The coding region runs from base 1 to 1347 and encodes 448 amino acids. The record is from RefSeq and is a predicted model, not a curated record. The transcript is spliced from 10 exons. Lineage: Eukaryota; Metazoa; Chordata; Actinopteri; Pleuronectiformes; Soleidae.